AUGAUCACUACUCCUCAAACAGCACCCAAUUUCGUCUACACUAGUAUCCAGCGCAAGGUCUUCGGCGAAGCUGGCAAGCCCCAACAGAAACGACUUAUCCUAAGAAUUAGGACUAAAAAUCUGAAAGCUGCAAACUACUUCACCUCUGCAUCGUACUGGAAUUCCACAUCCGACACUAUAGAGGAGAUCUUCCCAAAAUGGGAAGACGACAAGAGAAUCCUCCUCCGUGCCAUUGACGUGAACCGCAUGCCUGGGUGGAUCAAUAUCAUCCUCGAUAUUCACAACUAUGACUAUGAUCCGAGUACUGCGCACAUAUGUGAAACGGUCAUCCCGAUCUACAAAUUUAAAUUCAGUCGACAGCCUGGCACUCCAAAGAUAUCUUUGCGUAGAUGGCCUCCGGGGGAUGAGUAUGUUACUAAGGAACUAGCGAAAGCUCAUAUGAUGGCCAAUCGGGGUUUGCAAAGAGCACUUGGGAAGGCGUUUUAUAAAGGAAUACUCGAAUGA
This is a messenger RNA of Penicillium odoratum, 504 nucleotides long. RefSeq lists its product as uncharacterized. The transcript has a single exon. The record is from RefSeq and is a predicted model, not a curated record. The coding region runs from base 1 to 504 and encodes 167 amino acids. NCBI's taxonomy places the organism in Eukaryota, Fungi, Ascomycota, Eurotiomycetes, Eurotiales, Aspergillaceae.